Messenger RNA from Fulvia fulva, 1248 nucleotides. Its product is annotated as IMP-specific 5'-nucleotidase 1. Lineage: Eukaryota; Fungi; Ascomycota; Dothideomycetes; Mycosphaerellales; Mycosphaerellaceae. The coding region runs from base 1 to 1248 and encodes 415 amino acids. The transcript has 7 exons. Gene Ontology annotation, biological process: nicotinic acid riboside biosynthetic process; inosine salvage; nucleotide metabolic process. The record is from RefSeq and is a predicted model, not a curated record. Gene Ontology annotation, molecular function: magnesium ion binding.
AUGACGACCAGAUAUCGAACUCACCGCCGCGACCAAUUCAUCGAGUGGAUCAAAGGCCUCCUAGCGGUCCCCUUCGUGCUGCUGUCCCAACCCACCAACAUCCACGAAGAUGACAAGCCUACCGUGGCUCAAAUGGCCCAGAACGCACAUGAACGGUACUCUCAGAUUAUGCGAGAUGUCGAAGGCCUCAUAGCGGACCACCUGGCGCAUACGAAGCGAGGUACAGAGUCGAGAUCGAAGCUCAAAUUGCUGGUUCCCACUGUUGGAACGUUCUUCACGGCACUUCCUAUGAAGGAUGCAUUCGAGUGGCAGGACCAACGGCGAUUCAUCUCAAGUCGGCGUUUCGUUGCGCCAAGUUUCAACGAUGUCAGAUUGAUUCUGAAUACAGCUCAAGCGAUGUCGCUAGUCAGGAACAGCAGAUUGGAGCUGAUGACGUUCGACGGAGAUGUCACCCUAUACGAUGAUGGAGAGUCUCUCACACCAGAGAACCCAUGCAUUCCUCGUAUCCUAGAUCUGAUGAAGAAGGGUGUGCGCAUAGGCAUAGUUACCGCAGCUGGGUACACAGAAGCUGAGAAGUACUACGAUCGGCUGUAUGGCCUCCUCGAUGCUCUUGCAGCAAAUGACAUACCACCCCACCAGCUGAUCGUCAUGGGUGGUGAAGCCAACUUCAUGUUCGCCUACGCACCGAAAGUCGAUUGCAAACUGGAGUAUGUGCCAGGCGAGCAGUGGAAAUUACCAGAGAUGCACAGCUGGACAGAAGAGAACGUCACAGCGUUACUGGACGUAGCAGAAGAUGCCCUCAAGCAGUGUAUCACUGCGCUCAGCAUGCCAGUGUCCGUGCUACGGAAGUCCCGCGCAGUCGGAAUAUACCCACCAAAGGGUGUGAAGUUGGCGCGCGAACAGCUCGAAGAGACCGUUCUCGUCGUGCAGCGCAUCCUCGAACUAUCGCUAGCCGGCCAGCUCCUUCCAUUCUGCGCCUUCAACGGCGGCAACGACGUCUUCGUCGACAUCGGAGACAAAUCCUGGGGCGUGAUGGCGUGUCAGAGGUACUUCGGCGGCAUCGACGGUGGGAAGAGUUUGCACGUUGGAGAUCAGUUUCUGAGUGCUGGAGCGAAUGACUUCAAGGCUCGUUUGGCGUGUACCACUGCGUGGAUCGCCAACCCCGGAGAAACAGUCGCGUUGCUCGAUGAGAUCCAGCAGUUGUCUGUAGCGAGAGGUCGCAGUCAUAGCCUCAACAGCGGUCCGUAG